Messenger RNA from Eremothecium cymbalariae DBVPG#7215, 1626 nucleotides. It is a transcript of the gene PHO8, whose product is annotated as alkaline phosphatase PHO8. The record is from RefSeq and is a predicted model, not a curated record. Gene Ontology annotation, molecular function: alkaline phosphatase activity. Gene Ontology annotation, cellular component: fungal-type vacuole membrane. Bases 1 to 1626 code for a protein of 541 amino acids. Lineage: Eukaryota; Fungi; Ascomycota; Saccharomycetes; Saccharomycetales; Saccharomycetaceae. The transcript has a single exon. Gene Ontology annotation, biological process: dephosphorylation.
AUGUUGGAAAAGGGUAAUGAUUAUUAUGUUGCGGAUAUAGAGGCCAAUUCGCUGGUUCCAAAGAAGGCUCGCAAGCGGUGGCUUGUGGCCAUGAAGUGGGUGGUGUUCUGCAUUGUGUUGCGCUGUGUUUUCUGGUUUGCGUUUGACUAUGACUUUAUGGGAAGAUAUCAAGAGGCUGGAUCGAAAAGAAACGUAAUAUUUUUUGUUACAGACGGUAUGGGGCCGGCUUCAUUGACGUUGACAAGAGGGUUCUUGCAGAAUGAGAAGAAUGAUACAACAGAGAUGUAUUUCAGCGGGCUUGGCGUAAACAGUUAUUUGGUAGGGACUUCGCGGACGCGUUCGUCGUCUUCGUAUAUCACAGAUUCAGCGGCGGGUGCCACGGCGUUUUCGUGUGGCUUGAAGACGUAUAACGGGGCGGUGGGUGUGGAUGCAGCGCAGCAGCCGUGUGGUACGGUUUUGGAGGCAGCGAAGCUGCAAGGGUACAUGACGGGGAUGGUGGUGACUACUAGGAUCACAGAUGCAACUCCGGGGGCGUAUUCUGCCCAUGUGGAUAAUCGGGGACAGGAGGAACUUAUUGCAGAGCAGCAAUUGGGGGGGUAUCCUCUUGGACGUGUGGUGGAUUUGAUAAUCGGUGGUGGUAGAAAAUUCUUUUUUGGUAGUAAUGAGAGGAAAUAUGGAGGGGAAUACGGAGCACGUCGGGAUGAGCGCGAUUUAAUAGAAGAGGCAGUUGUUAACGGCUGGCAGUACGUCGGCGACACUGCACAAUUCCGGGAGUUACAGGGCGGUAAAAACGUUAGUCUUCCAUUGUUGGCUUUGUUGGCUCAUGAAGACUUACCAUAUUCUAUAGAUAGGGAUGCAGAGAGACAAGAUUGGCCCAGUUUCACAGAGCAAGUUAAGACAGCAGUGAGGGCUUUGACAGAGGCUACAAAGGACUCAGAUAAGGGUUUCUUUUUGCUGGUGGAGGCCUCCAGAAUCGAUCAUGCAGGUCAUACGAACGAUCCAGGGACCCAGGCUAGGGAGGUUAUGGGUUUUGAUGAUGCCUUUCAAUGGACUGUGGCUCACGCUAAGAAUUCCAACGUUGAAACAUUGAUAAUCUCUACUUCAGAUCAUGAGACUGGCGGUCUCUCCGUUGGAAGACAGCUAGACCAAAAUGAAAUACAAUACUACUGGGAUCCAGAAGUAUUGAGUCGCAUGAAGCACUCAUGCGACUAUUUUGGAAAGGAAAUUAUGAGUUUUAAGGAAUCCAAUGCUGACCCUGCCCAAUUGAGGGAAUUUGUUAGGGAGACGGUUUUCAAAGAUGGUCUUGGGAUUCGCGAUGUUGCGGACUCAGAUGUUAACCUAAUCGUGGGGUUAGAUGACUUUGCGCAGCUUGUUAAUGAAUUGGGCUUGAUUGUAUCUGUCCGCGCGUAUAUUGGGUGGAGUACCCACGGUCAUAGUGGUGUGGACGUUAAUGUUUAUGCAUAUGCUAACAAAAUGUCUGCCAAACAUCUAAUUCGUAAGAACUUGUCUGGUAAUCGUGAGAAUACUGAUAUAGGCCAAUUUGUCAUAGAUUACCUAUCCUUGGAUGUGGCAGCAGUUACAGAUAUGCUUAAGGACACAAAACACUCACCUGAUAAAGGAAACUGA